AUGAAUACUAACGAUGAUAUUCAACAGUCAUCGUCUACUUAUUCACAACAUUCAAAUGGUGAUAAUUUUGAUAAUUUGAAUGAAAAGUACCAACAACCUUCAGAAUCUGCUUCUGAUGAUGUCGAAAAGCUCAAGAAAGAAUAUGUUGGACAAGAAGAUUCUGAAAAGAUUAAAAGUAAUGAAAAACAAAGAUAUACUUUAAGAGAUUUAACAACAGCUAAAGCACCAAAUUUUCAACAAAAGGUUCAAACUUUGUUAUAUAAUAAAGGGUUGGGGUCAAUGCCAUUAUAUAUGAAAGAAAUCUAUUUGAAAAUCCCCAGAACUAUUUAUGUCAAUCAAGAUAUACCCGAUUCUAUGAAAGAUAAAACUGGUCAUCCUGCAUUUUCUUAUGCUAAGAACAAAAUUAGAACCACUAAGUACACUCCAUUAACAUUUAUACCUAAAAAUUUAGCAUUUCAAUUCAGAAAUGCCGCUAAUGCUUAUUUCUUGAUAUUAGUCAUCUUAGGGGCAUUUCAAAUUUUUGGGGUUUCAAGUCCGGGAUUAGCUGCUGUGCCUUUAAUUGUUAUUGUUGCCAUUACGGCUUUGAGAGAUGCUUUUGAAGAUUACAGAAGAGGUUCAUCUGAUUCAGCUUUGAAUAAUUCUCCUAUACAUUUGAUUCAAGGUCUUGACAAUAAGAAUGUUAUGAAAGAUUACGUUAGUAAUUGGAGAAAAUUCAAAAAGUUUCUGACUAGAACCACUAACAAGGUUGCAGGUGGAAUGAAGAAAGCAGCAAUAAUGAUGUUUGGAAAGAAAAAAGUCAAACAAGAUUUUAUUAGAAAUCAAGUUGAAACGGAAAACGCUUUGCGUAGAACUUCCACUGUUAUUUCCGAGGAAGAAAUGGCUUCAUAUAGACCAAGUUUCCAAAGUAAUAGAAGAAAAUCACAUCAAAGUCAAAGAACCAGACCAGAAAACAUUGCUAAUUCUAUUGUUAAUACAGAAAUUGUCCAUUCUAAUCCCGAUACUUCAGGAGUGACUUUCAGAAACAAACGUUGGAAAGAUGUUUGUGUAGGAGACUUUAUCAGAGUCAGAUCAAAUGAGGAAGUUCCUGCUGAUAUGAUUAUCAUCUCCACCAGUGAUGCCGAAGGUAAUUGUUUUAUUGAAACCAAGAAUUUAGAUGGGGAAACCAAUUUGAAAAUGAAGAAAGCUUUAACUUGUGGAGGUGUUCAACACAUUAGACGUGCUCAUGAUUUAGCUAAUAGUAAAUUCUGGAUUGAAUGUGAUAGUCCUAAUCCUCAUUUAUAUUCAUUCAAAGGUACAAUUCAUUAUGAAAAUUAUGAUGAAUCAGGUGCUUUAGUUAAUAAGGAUGAAAAAGAAAGUAUCACCAAUGACAGUGUAUUAUUGAGAGGGUCAACUUUGAGAAACACUAAAUGGGUUAUUGGGGUUGUUGCUUAUACUGGUAGAGAAACUAAAAUUAUGUUAAAUUCAGGUAUCACUCCAACAAAAGCUUCAAGAAUUUCAAGAGAAUUGAAUUUAUCAGUUUUCAUUAAUUUCGCUUUAUUAUUUAUAUUAUGUCUUGUUUCAGCGGUUAUCAAUGGUAUUUAUUACGAUAAACCUGAUACUUCAAGAGUAUUUUAUGAAUUCGAAGCUUAUGGUUCAACUCCAGCAAUUAAUGCCGUGAUUUGUUUCUUUGUGGUUUUGAUUAUUUAUCAAUCUUUGGUCCCAAUUUCUUUAUAUGUUUCGGUGGAAAUUAUCAAAACUUGUCAAGCAUUUUUCAUCUUUUCUGAUAUUAAAAUGUAUUAUGAUAAGUUAGAUUUCCCUUGUACACCAAAAUCUUGGAAUAUUUCUGAUGAUUUGGGACAAAUUGAAUACGUUUUUAGUGAUAAAACCGGUACUUUGACUCAAAAUGUUAUGGAAUUUAAGAAAUGUACUAUCAAUGGUGUCAGUUAUGGACUUGCUUAUACUGAAGCCAAACAAGGGUUGGAUAAAAGAAAUGGUGUUGAUGUUAUUAAACAGCAAGAACUUUGGAGAACUAAAAUUCAACAAGACAAAGAAUCUAUGAUGAAUGAUAUUUAUCAGUAUGCUAAUAAUGAUCAAUUCAGAGAAAGUAAUUUAACUUUUGUUUCUGGAGCUUAUACUAAAGAUACCUUGAAUCCUGAUAUCAAAGAUGCUGUACAAAAGGAAGCUAAUGAAGAAUUUAUGUUGGCUUUAGCUUUAUGUCACACAGUUAUGACGGAAGCUAACAAUUUGGAUGAGAAAUUAAGAGAUUUCAAAGCUGAAUCUCCCGAUGAAGCUGCUUUGGUUUCUGUUGCAAGAGAUGUUGGUAUAACUUUCAAGGAAAGACAGAGAAAUAGAAUCUUUUUAGACUUUUAUGGUGAAGAAAGAGUUUAUGAAUUAUUGGAAACCAUUCAAUUCACAUCUGCUAGAAAAAGAAUGUCAUCCAUUAUUAAGACUCCCGAAGGAAAAGUUGUUUUAUAUUGUAAAGGUGCCGAUAAUAUUAUUUUCCAAAAAUUAUCUAAAUCUGAUAAUUCCCAAAAUGCCAUUUCCAAAACUGCUUUACAUUUAGAAGAUUACGCCAAAGAAGGUUUAAGAACUUUAUGUAUUACCAGUAAAGAAUUAGAUCCUUAUUAUUUUGAUCAAUGGUUGAAAAAAUAUAUGGACGCUAAAGCUUCUAUUGAUGAUUCAAGAGAACAAAUAAUGAACACUUUAGAAGAUGAAAUUGAAGAUGAUUUGGUUUUACUUGGUGGUACAGCUAUUGAAGAUAGAUUACAAUCAGGGGUUCCUGAUUCUAUUUCCAUUUUAUCUCAAGCAGGUAUUAAAUUAUGGGUUUUAACUGGUGAUAGAAUCGAAACAGCUAUUAAUAUUGGGUUUUCUUGUAAUCUUUUGAACAAUGAUAUGAAAUUAUUGGUUGUAAGACCUGAUGAAAGUAAUCCUGAUGAUUUUGAAUACUUAGAUAAUUUGAUAUCAAAUUAUUUAUCAGAGAACUUCGAAGUUGAUAAUCUUUCAAAUGCCAAUGUUGAUGAAUUAAUCAAAUUAGCUAUUAAGGAUCAUUCAACCCCAACAUCAAACUUGGGAUUAGUCAUCGAUGGUGCUGCUUUAACUCAUGUUUUUCAUCAAGAAUUAGAUGGAUCCAUUGAUGAAAAACAUCAAUACUUGAGAAAGAAGUUCUUGUUAUUAGGAAAACAAUGUAAAUCAGUUAUUUGUUGUAGAGUUUCACCAAGUCAGAAGGCCCAGGUUACCAAAUUAGUCAAAGAACAAUUGAAAGUCAUGACCUUAGCUAUUGGAGAUGGUGCUAAUGAUGUCGCCAUGAUUCAAGCUGCUGAUGUUGGUGUUGGUAUUGCUGGGGAAGAAGGUAGACAAGCUGUUAUGUCAUCAGAUUAUGGAAUUGGUCAAUUCAGAUUCUUAACCAGAUUAUUGUUAGUUCAUGGAAGAUGGUCCUAUAAAAGAUUAGCUGAAAUGGUUCCUUGUUUCUUCUAUAAGAAUGUCUUAUUCACAUUUACUUGUUUCUGGUACGGUAUUUAUAAUGAUUUUGAUGGAUCCUACUUUUACGAGUAUACCUUCUUGAUGUUUUAUAAUUUAGCUUUUACUUCAUUACCAAUCAUUUUCUUAGCUGUUUUUGAUCAAGAUGUUAGUGAUACAGUAUCAUUAAUUGUUCCUCAAUUAUAUAGAUCAGGAAUUUUGAGACAAGAAUGGUCACAAAUCAAGUUCUCAUGGUAUAUGAUUGAUGGAUUUUAUCAAUCGGUUGUUGCUUUCUUCUUUGUAUACUUAACUUAUUAUUUGUCAUUCCAAAACCCUCAAGGGUUAGCUGUCGAUCAUAGAUUUUGGCAAGGAACUGUUUGUGUAAUGAUUUCUGUCACUGCUGCUGAUGUUUAUGUGUUAUUACAACAAUAUAGAUGGGAUUGGCUCAGUUUAAUCAUUUAUGCAUUAUCGAUUUUAAUUGUUUUCUUCUGGACGGGUGUUUGGAGUGCAAGAGUUUAUGCCGGAGAAUUUUAUGGUGCUGGAUCUCAAGUUUUAGGUACUUUAUCAUUAUGGUGUACUUAUUUCAUUGGAACUGUUGUUUGUUUAUUACCAAGAUUCUUUUAUGAUUUCUUACGUAAAAACUUCAAACCAAGAGAUAUUGAUAUUAUCAGAGAGAAAUUCAUUAAAGGUGAUUAUGAUGAAUAUCCUCAUGGUUAUGAUCCUACCAAUGCUGAAGAUGUAGAGAAAUACAGACUUUUGAAGGAAUUAUACCAAGCUGAUCCAGAAGCUAUAGCUAAAUUCGAACAAGAAUUUAUCAAUGAUUCAGAUUCUUCUUCAAGUUCAGAAAGAAAUGACCCUUUCACUAAGACUUUCAAAAGUAUCAGAAGAAGAACUACUAUCUCUAGAUCAAGAAAGAAUACCAUCAAUAAUGAUAUUAGUAAUACUUUCCAAAAACCUAUUGAUUUGAAUAAAUUAAGACUUCAAAUGUUAAAGAAUGGUGAAUUAUCAUCAAAUGGUAAUACUAACUUAUCAAGAAUUAGUACUACUCAUGAAUUACCUGGAUUAACUCAAGCCGAAACUUUAUUGAGUUACCAUACACGGACUAGUAUUAACUUUGAUCAUUAG
Molecule: messenger RNA, 4560 nt
Organism: Yamadazyma jaroonii
Lineage: Eukaryota; Fungi; Ascomycota; Pichiomycetes; Serinales; Debaryomycetaceae
Source: the annotation of a GenBank genome assembly